Callorhinchus milii (elephant shark) is the source of this 3288-nucleotide messenger RNA. Its product is annotated as heat-stable enterotoxin receptor-like. The record is from RefSeq and is a predicted model, not a curated record. The transcript is spliced from 27 exons. Gene Ontology annotation, molecular function: protein kinase activity; ATP binding; guanylate cyclase activity. NCBI's taxonomy places the organism in Eukaryota, Metazoa, Chordata, Chondrichthyes, Chimaeriformes, Callorhinchidae. The coding region runs from base 19 to 3234 and encodes 1071 amino acids. Gene Ontology annotation, biological process: intracellular signal transduction; cGMP biosynthetic process; receptor guanylyl cyclase signaling pathway.
CGCGCACACGGAGCCGGGAUGCAGCGUUGGCUGACACUGUGUCUCUGUGCUGCUCUGAUGGCGAGGACCCAUUUAGUCAGGAAUCCCUACUCCAAGUGCACGGAGCGGCUGUUCACACUGAACGUGAUGCUGCUGAACGAUUCCGAGUCGCCUUGGACCUUGAGCCAAGUCACACCUGCGGUGACCGGUAGCCUGAGCCAGGUACAGACCUCACUACAGCAGCGAGAGUUUAAUGUGAGUGUUAAUGCCUCGUUUUACGGCUUCGAUACCUCUCUGUACGUGUCUAAAGGCUGUCGUACCAGCAGCUGUGAGGGUGUGGAGAUCCUCAAAAACUUAUACAUCGAGGAGGAGUUGGGGUGUGUAGUUCUGGGCCCAACUUGCACAUAUGCCACCUUUCAAGUCGUGUCGCUGAAUACCUUCCUGGAGAUUCCCAUCAUCUCGGCGGGAAGCUUCGGACUUUCCUGCGACUUCAAGCCCAACGUAACCCGGAUCCUACCCCCGGCCCGGAAACUCUCCAACUUCUUCAUCUACUUCUGGAAGCACGAGAGCAAAGUGAAACCCUCGAUCUGGAACUCCACCUACAUCUACAAGAAAGAAGAGACCUCCGAAGCCUGUUUCUGGUACAUGAACGGGCUUGAGGCUGGGUCCGCUCUCUUCUCCCUGGGUUUGCAGUUUAAGGAAAUCAUCCGUUCUGUCAACGGAUUCCGAGAGACAGUCAACAACCCGAACAGGAAGAGUAAUGUGUUUAUUCUGUGUGGGACUCCUUUUGAUGUGGGAGCUCUGGUUCAUGGGAUUCCUAUGGACAAAGACAUCGUCAUUAUUUUACUGGACAUCUUCAAUCACAGCUAUUUCGCCAACUCCAUGUCCAUGGAGUUUAUGAAGCAGGUUCUCGUUGUGACCUGGAUGCCCCCGGAUUUUGACCACAAUUACAAUGAGACUCCCAACGUCACCCAGACCUACAAUGACUUCGCUGUGGGCUACAGCGAUGCUGUGUUGCUGUUCGGGCAAGUUCUGGGGCAGUUCCUAGAGAAACAUCUUGUCCCGACUCGCUCUGACUUCAUAAAGCAUUUCCGUAAUGUCACCUUCAUGGGCUCGUUGGGCCCAAUCCACUUGGAUGAGUACGGAGACCGUGACAUUAACUUGACUGUGUUUUACACGUCAUCAAGGACCUUGGAAUACAAGGUUUUGCUUUACUUUAAUACAAAGACAAACAUCACAAAUAUUAUUGACUCAAAUCCUGAGUUUGUAUGGAAACAAAGCCUUCCACACGAUGUGCCAGAAGUCUUCAACAAAGGUAUACUGUCCCAGAUGGUGGCAGUGAUAGUCUUGACCGUGACUGUGGUGUUGGUUCUCUUCGUUGCCUUGUUGAUAUUACGGCAUUUCCGGAAUGACCGGCAGGUGCGGAUGAAGAAAUGGUCGCACAUCCCAUCCGAGAAGAUUGUUCCCCUGGAAAGAACGGAGAAAAACCAGAUCAACCUCAAGAUCGAGGAGGACAAGAGGAAAGAGAGCAUCAUUCCAGUUCGGAGAGCGAAAUACGACAAAAAGAUCGUGAUUCUGAAGCUUCUGAAACACGGGGAUGGAAAUUUCACUGAGAGGCAAAAGAUCGAGCUCAAUAAGCUGUUGCAGAUCGACUACUAUAACCUCACCAAAUUCUACGGCACUGUCAAGAUGGAAUGUGAAAUAUUCCGAGUCAUUGAGUUCUGUGAACGAGGAUCGCUCCGGGAUGUUCUGAAUGACACAAUCUCUUACCCCGAUGGUACGUUCAUGGACUGGGAGUUCAAGAUCUCAGUCAUGUGUGACAUCGCCAAGGGGAUGUCCUACCUCCAUUCAAGCAAAACCGAGGUUCAUGGGCACCUCAAAUCAACCAACUGUGUGGUGGAUAAUCGAAUGGUCGUGAAGAUCACAGACUUUGGGUGUAACACAAUUGUUGUACCCCAGAAAGACCUGUGGAUGGCUCCCGAACUCUUGCGUCAGGAGGAUGUGAAGGGAGUGUCCCAGAAAGGCGACGUCUACAGUUAUGGUAUCAUAGCCCAGGAGAUCAUCCUGCGCAGGGAGACCUUCCACACAAAGUGCUGCACUGACCGCAAAGAGAAGUUGCGGAGAGUCAGGAAGGUGAGGGUUUGCUCCCCGUUCCGGCCGGACCUGCAGUUGGAGACGGCGAAUGAGAAGGAACUGGAGGUGUACAGUCUGGUGAAAAGCUGUUGGGACGAGGAUCCCGGAAAAAGACCCGACUUCAAGAAAAUCGAGACAACUAUGUGUAAAAUCUUUAGCAGUUUCCACAGUCAGACAGACAAGAGCUACAUGGACACUCUGAUCAGACGGCUGCAGAUGUACUCGAAAAACCUGGAGCACUUGGUGGAGGAACGGACAGUGUUGUACAAGGCUGAGCGGGACCGGGCAGAUCGUCUCAACUCCAUGCUCCUUCCCGAGCCGGUGGUGAAGUCCCUGAAGGAGACGGGCCGGGUGGAGCCGGAGCUGUUUGAGGAGGUGACAAUCUACUUCAGCGACAUUGUGGGCUUCACCACCAUCUGCAAGUACAGCUCCCCCAUGGAGGUGGUGGAUAUGCUCAACGACAUGUACAAGAACUUCGACCGUAUCCUGGACAACCACGAUGUCUACAAGGUGGAGACCAUCGGCGAUGCCUACAUGGUGGCCUCGGGUUUGCCGAAGAGGAACGGCAACCGUCACGCCGUGGACAUCGCUAGCAUGGCGCUCGACAUCCUCACCUUCAUGGGCUCCUUCGAGCUGGCUCACCUGCCCGGCCUCCCCGUGUGGAUCCGCAUCGGCAUUCACUCCGGUCCCUGUGCGGCUGGUGUAGUUGGCAUUAAGAUGCCAAGGUACUGCCUGUUUGGCGACAUGGUCAACACAGCCUCACGGAUGGAGUCCACGGGACUGCCGUUAAGGAUACACGUCAGCCAAUCGACCAUCAACAUCCUGAAGAGGACGGGGUGUAGGUUUGAGUACGAGAUACGAGGAGAAACGUUUCUGAAGGGGAAGGGGACUCAGAUCACUUAUUGGCUCACAGGAGAGACACACAGGAACUGCAAACUGCCAGCCCCACCAUCAGCUGAGAACCUGCAGAGGCUCCAGGCCGACUUUGCUCAGAUGAUCAUCACAUCUCUGGAGAAGAGGAAGAGCUCCGGCUACCAGAGCGCGAGCCAGGGCAGCAGCAAUGACUGGGACCUGGAGUAUCUGCAGCUUAACUCCAGCGAUAUCCUCAGCACCUACCUGUAACUGCCUGAUGUGUGUGUGCGCACGCGUGUGUGUCUAUGACCGUGUGUCUGUGUG